Maniola jurtina (meadow brown) is the source of this 1780-nucleotide messenger RNA. RefSeq lists its product as uncharacterized. NCBI's taxonomy places the organism in Eukaryota, Metazoa, Arthropoda, Insecta, Lepidoptera, Nymphalidae. Bases 272 to 1156 code for a protein of 294 amino acids. The record is from RefSeq and is a predicted model, not a curated record. The transcript has 9 exons. Gene Ontology annotation, cellular component: membrane.
UAAAAAAAAAAUAAAAAAAAUAUGUGCUCGUGCUCGUGCUGUUUCUAAUUUUUUCAAAAUUCAAAUCUAUAGAAUAAUAAUUAUUUUGCUAAAUAUGGUCAGCUAAGAUAUAUCUCAGUCAAUUACGAGUGUAGUUUUGUGAUUUAUAUUUUAUAAUUAAUAAUAAUAAUGGCAGACAACAGUAGAAAUAAAGUCAUGGCCAGAAAAGCUUUUGGGGCUAUUAGCAUUCACUUCGUUUGCUGCAUUUGCUCUCAUUAUAAGUGGAAUUGCAAUGGUCUUGUUUCCUUCAGAAAUGUCAGACAUAGAGGUGAUCAUACAGAAUUAUACAAUAGAAUAUACACACUGUAAGCCUGCGAGUCAAAAUUAUGAUACAUGUGAAGACUUUUUCAAAAGAGACGCAGAAAACGAAAACAACCACUGUCAAUGCUUUGUCUUAACCAAUCUCACCAAGAAUCUGCAAGGGGAAAUUGUUGUGCAUUGCCAGUUGGAAAUAUAUAACCCACAAGAGUCCAAUAUUGACAAUACUAGUGUCAAGAUAGAUGCAGAUGACAUAAUAUCAAAUGCAUCGGGUCAAUGUGAUCCCUACAAGACUGAGAAAACAAUGAUCAAUGAAACUUGUGAGACUAUUCCUGACUCGAUAUUUAAAGAUGAAUUUAAACUAUACACCUAUAAUGUAUCAACGGAACUGUCUGAAAAACAUGUGGCAGAUGUCAAUAAAUCUUUAAGGUGGAGCCUAGACGAAAACAAUUCUAUGAUUGGUCUUCGGAAUAAGAUUACAGUUCUGAUGAAUAGUGAAUGGUUACAAAAUGAAGCGAACAACACGAAAGGCCUCUCAGCCGGACCAUAUCUGUUAUAUUUAUAUAGAUUUUAUCGUAACGAAAACAUCGUACGGCGGUACUUGAUUUUGUCGACGACGCGCGAGGUGGUUCACGUUACAUACAGGUCGACUGUGAUCGACAUCAUUGCACUAGCUUUAGGGCUGGUGCUACUCGCUGCAUCGAUUGCUUUGUUCGCACUACGGAACCGGAUAUUAGGAAUUGAGUCAAAUACCUCAACUUUGGUAGCAGCGGCCGAGCCCACAGCAAAUAAUCGACAAUCUAGAACUCAACCAGAAGAAAGACCUUUGUCUGCCCCCGUUAAUAAUGAGUACUUAUAACUUAUAAGCAGGGUUGUUUGGCUAAGCUGUGAGUCUACAAUUUAGAUAUUAUUUAGACCUACAGACCACAGACAAUUUAAAAAUUAUAAAUUCCCGAAUUACCCCUGCCGGGAACGAACCCGGCGCCUUCCACUUAUAACACCACUGCGCCAGGGAGGUCAAGUGAGAAUGCUCAUUCAAUUCAUGCCUUAAGAUCUUUGCUAAGUGCUGUUAAUAUUAUUAAUGUCAUGAAAGGCUUUAUUAUAAUACCAGAACAAAAAGUAGCUUGGGAUACAAGCAAAUUGCAUCAAAAAGAUGGGCCGUCAGAAGCUAGCAAUCAGACAGACAGAUAAAGUUUCGCAUUUAUAAUAAUAAGUAUCUAUACAUAUAGUAUAUUGUACAGUUUUCAAUACUAUAACAGUUAGAUAUGACAUAUUUUUUACACAAUUUAUACAAGGUUAUUCAGAAAAAGAGUCACUACACCAGGGUGUCACAACUUUUUAAUAGUUUUUAAGAUAAUUUAAUUGUGAAGAAAAAAUUGAACUGUUCCAUACAUAAGUAAUAAGAUCACUCGACUAACGAUAUAGUUUUUUUUUUUUUAAUUAAGAUUUGGACCUAACUGCCAUAGAAAAAAACCGGCCAUAA